AUGCCAGCCAAGGGUGUAUUUUCGAGAGACUCAUCAUCAUCGUUGCUACCUCAUAGUCAGAAACGAUGGCGUGCAGGAAUGACACUGAAAAGAGGACCAAUGCUGCCCACACCGAUGCGCUUUCCAUCAGCAACAUUCACUCCUCCUCCUCAACGAUAUCCACCUCAAAUGGAGCCGAGCAGCGGGAUACGGCCCCGAACGUACGGCUUCUUCAAUCAGGCACUGCCUUCUGUAGCAGUCGGUUACGUUAAUCAGAAACGAAAGCAGAUCCAAGACAACACCACAAAUAAUAAUGCGAAAGCCACCAAAAUUGCCGCAGAUGCUGACUCGAAACUGCCGAAUUGUUCUGGAGCAACGAAUCCCUCAUCACAGAAAUCGGCAUCAGCAGUGACCAGUGAUAAAUCUCAGCUCAUUCAACCUCCACUUUUAAAUGCCGUAUCGAGCGACGGAUCCCUAACCGAAACCACUGGAAAUAGAUCUGCUUCAUUGGUUCAGUCACCACCAACAGAGGAGCAGUUGAAUGUUGUUAUAAAUGAAUUGUUUGCAAAAUUAUUAUGGAAAAAGCUGGAUUUGAUAAAGGAUCCGUUGCGUUUAUCGCAACUUCAAAUCGAAAUCAUGAACAUUCUGCAGCAAGCAGUCGCUGAGGAAGAGAACACUUCUAAAGGAUCGUCUUCUUGA
Anisakis simplex (herring worm) is the source of this 678-nucleotide messenger RNA. Lineage: Eukaryota; Metazoa; Nematoda; Chromadorea; Rhabditida; Anisakidae. The record is from the annotation of a GenBank genome assembly.